Messenger RNA from Gallus gallus (chicken), 2421 nucleotides. It is a transcript of the gene DTWD1, whose product is annotated as DTW domain containing 1. The record is from RefSeq and is a predicted model, not a curated record. Gene Ontology annotation, biological process: tRNA modification. Bases 198 to 1202 code for a protein of 334 amino acids. Gene Ontology annotation, molecular function: tRNA-uridine aminocarboxypropyltransferase activity. NCBI's taxonomy places the organism in Eukaryota, Metazoa, Chordata, Aves, Galliformes, Phasianidae. Gene Ontology annotation, cellular component: nucleus. The transcript has 6 exons.
GGGGCCGCAGCGCGUGCUGGGAGCCGGGCCGGCGGGGCAGGGAGCGGCGCGGAGCUCCGCGACCCACGGCGAAGUGGGGCAGCGCAGCGCGCAGAGGCAGCUUAAGGCUCCUGCGGGCGGCUCCUCCUGCACGGGCCGAAGAGCGGCGGGAGCGACCCGGGCAGGCAGCGUCCCUGGAGCUGCGGCACACAGCGGUAAUGAUCCCGGCUGGGGCAGGUAGAGCCCUGUUCGUGCUACUCACAGCAAAGAGAAGGCUGUGCGCCAGCUGCAGGCUAACCAUGUCUUUAAGUUCAUCUACAAUUCUAAAUGAAGAAAACUCUCAAGGACCAAAAAGAAAUACUGCACGUUUGGGAAGUCUAGAACUGCAGACUCCAUCAUCAUUUCAAGAUAACCCGCUUCAAAAAUUACAGUUAGCAUCACAGGAAGUACUUGAAAAGGCAAAGAAAAGUGGGAGAUCAAAAUGCCCACGAUGCAGUAGCUCAAGGAUGUUUUAUUGUUACACAUGCUUUGUUCUUGUUGAAACUGUCCCUACCACAGAAAUCCCAACAGUGAAGUUACCUUUGAAGAUUGACAUUAUUAAACACCCAAAUGAAAGUGAUGGCAAGAGCACUGCUGUGCAUGCUAAGCUCCUGGCUCCUGAUGAUGUUACAAUUUACAAGUACCCUUGCAUUCCAGAAUACAAAGAAAAAAGACAUGAAGUGGCACUUAUCUUUCCUGGCCCCGAUUCAGUUUCAGUAAAAGACAUUGCUUUCCAUCUCCAAAAAUACUCCAGGAAAGGUGUUUGUGACACUGAUGAUGACUGUUCCAAAGAGCCGUUUCUUAAGAAAGCAAGAGUAGAACCUACAGAAGAAAAAGAUUUAAAUGAAUGCAACUCAAGCAACAUGAAUGAAGGCACUAAACUGAAGAAAAUAGUAUUUAUUGACAGUACCUGGAAUCAAACUAAUAAAAUAAUAACCGAUGAAAGACUUCAAGGGUUACUACAAAUUGAGUUGAAAACAAGGAAAACUUGCUUUUGGCGUCAUCAGAAAGGAAAGCCAGAUACAUACCUUUCCACAAUAGAAGCAAUUUAUUAUUUCUUCGUGGAUUAUCACCAGGAGAUUUUGAAAGAGAACUACAAAGGACAAUAUGAUAAUCUGCUUUUUUUCUUUUCAUUCAUGUACACAUUGAUUAAAAAUGCCAAGCGUGGCACAGGAAAAGAAUAAACUGUCUGUCUAUAGGUAACAACCUUUUAUUUUGUUUCUUUUGUAAUGAUGAUCUAUCGUAAUAAUGUAAUUUUACCUGACUGAAAUCUCAAAACAGAUGGUUCUCUUAGUCAUGGCUAAGAGUUUUCCUCUAAAAGUAACUUUAUGUGUGCAUAACAUGCACAGAGAAGGAUACAAAACUACUCAGAUUAGUCUGAUUUUAAUUAUUUAUUUGAAUAGAAUUAAUGGUUUACUAAAUACUGUACUGUUUGAACCUGAUCUGCUAAUCACAAUGAAUUUCUUCAGGUGGGGAUUGGAGAAGUUGGCCUUUGUCCCAUGUACAUCUAAUUCUAAAAAAGCAUUUGGCAUGCUAGCUUCUUUUAUUAUUUAUGUUUUGGAUGUUUCAUAUGUUUUAUCCAGUAUAAUUGAUUUCAGUUACAUGACUUCAAAAACGUCGUGAAGUUAUUAGGAUGGUAUUUAAUAGAGGACUGGGGACAACAGUAAAUGAAAAGCCACACUGAGAAAAUGGAGUAUAAAUUACAUACUUGAUGAUUGACUCCAGAAAAUUGUCCUUGUAAUAGAAAAGAGGUCUCUGUCAUUGUACAGUGCAUGAUUUCUAUAGUACCAUUCACAUACUGUUGUAUUAAAAUUAUUCUCAAUUUCCUGCAUAAUUGUCGACUCCUUCAAACAGAAUCCAAGUGUUUACAUAAGUUCAUUAUUAUUUUGGGGAACACUAACUUUAUGGGUUAACGUUAAAGAAUAUCAUAGUAAAAUUUUGUAGAUGCCAUCUUCUUAUACUCUAAGCAGCAGAAAGGGCUCAUGGAACACCCUUGGACUUACCUGAAAAUGUAGAUCUUUUUUCAGGACCUAAGCUAAAUGUACAAAGACAAGAAGUAUGAUAGACUGUGGUUCUGACCUCAGCAUUCCUGACAGGACUUCCUUAACUUAGGCAGACCGUGAAUCUACUGUGUUAUUUCUUUUGCAGCAUUGUGCACAUUUGCAUGGCAUAAAUAAGACUGUCUUUUCUGAUUUCAUUUUUGCUGGUAUGCAUAGGACUGCUGGCAGAGUCAUCGUGUGUGAGUGUAAUUGUGUGUGUGCCUUUGCCAAGCUCUAGCAGUAAAGGUAGUGCUGGCAGAGGUACUGAAUCUGGAUCUGUUACUUUACGAGCAAAAUUGUAUAUAUGUUUUUUUUUUUAAAUCAUACUAGGUUGUUCUGCCAAAUAAAAUUAUGUUGGUAAAAA